Messenger RNA from Puntigrus tetrazona (Sumatra barb), 2951 nucleotides. It is a transcript of the gene mdfic, whose product is annotated as MyoD family inhibitor domain containing. The coding region runs from base 342 to 1097 and encodes 251 amino acids. NCBI's taxonomy places the organism in Eukaryota, Metazoa, Chordata, Actinopteri, Cypriniformes, Cyprinidae. The record is from RefSeq and is a predicted model, not a curated record. The transcript is spliced from 5 exons.
GAUCAUCGGAAUCCGGAUGUGAUGAAAAUGUUUGAGCUCAAAGUUUCUCCAGCAGCAGCAGCAGCAGCUCGAGCGCGCGGGAGUCUCGCGCGCAAACUCAUUAUUCAGCGUCUGCUUGACAGGGAUUUUUUGCACUAUUUUUGGGAGCAACCUGAACGUUUUUACAGAGUUUUUGAUCCUAAACAGGCCAUUAAGGAAACUUUUUCUAACGGGACUUCGAUUCGCCCGAGGAAAGGAUGCGAACGAAGGCGUUUGGGAGUUAACAUGUUUGAAAGGUUUGAGGGCUGAAUGCGCGGGGGAUUGUUGUUUUUGGGUGCGUUUAGUAUCUAAACAUCUGGCUCAUGUCCUCGGAGACUAUUUUACCUCCGGAGGGGCCUGAAGGGCCAAAAAAGCAGCUACAAGAGGAGACGAACUCACUUCUGUCCAAAUCAACAGAUAAAUGCAACAGCUGCAUUGAUCAGUCCUCAGAUGCUACAGAAACAUCCCAAACUCCGAUACCGGGAGAUGCCACUUCAGAUGGGCAGGAUCACAUGACCGAGAACCACACCCACGAUGGGCUUGUUAGAACUCAACCUCAGCCUCUGCCCCAGCCAGCAACAUCCCUGCAACAUGGCAUGGACGGAGAGGCUACCAGACAGCAGAACGGCCUGCACACGGUGCUAAGUAACGGCCACGGCACUCCCCGCGGGGUCACACAGCCGCCCUCCGAGUCCAGGAAGCACCCAUCGCCUGUCUCGCACCGCGUGCAGAGAAAGCUUCGCUCUAGUCUGUCUGUCAACAGCGACAGCAGCAGAAGGAGCAAAAGCAGCUCGACGGGUUCCCAUAAACCCGGCUCAACUCCAGAGGACUGCUGUGUCCAUUGCAUCCUGGCCUGCCUGUUUUGUGAAUUUCUCACCCUGUGCAAUAUGGUGGUGGCUCAGGCCUCCUGCGGCACCUGCACGUCAGAAGCCUGUUGCUGCUGCUGCUGCGCAGAUGACCUGGGAGACGACUGCAACUGCCCCUGUGACAUGGACUGUGGCAUUAUGGAUGCGUGCUGUGAGUCCUCGGACUGCCUGGAGAUCUGCAUGGAGUGCUGUGGGAUCUGUUUCCCAACAUAAAAGCCCUGAUACAUGCAGGCCACAGCCAGGACAGAUGUUGAGCUAGAGAGUGUGUGUGUGUGUGUGUGUGUGUGAAUGAGAGCUAGGGAGUGUGUUCUUCUGUUCCUGAGCUCAAGACGACCAUAAAGGUCAACAGAAAGGACUAAAAUACAUUACAUGCUUCACGUAUUCUCGUAGACUAAAAGUGCAUAAAGACAUAGAUAUUCAGCGCUUUAUAUUAAAUGCUUUAAUGUACCAGAGCUUGUUCUAUUUACUGUUUUUUACAUCUCUUUGCAGAGGUUUUUGACAUUUAUUCUUUUGUUUUUAAAGACACUUCACACUUUAUAAUUUUAAAAACUUGCAGAUGUUGAAAUUAAAACGGUAGACGUCACACAACUUGAGGUCGCUCUGCACAUCACUGUAAUUUGAGUGGAAACGCGGCGCUUUCACACUGUCAGAGGUCAAGCCUUUGUGGGUGUUAAGUGGGAUUCUUAUUUUGAACUGUUUCUGAAAAACAGAGAGGGCUGUUUAAAUGAUACUAAUUUUGUAAGUCUUUAUUUAAACUGCGUCUACUGUAGCUCAUUUAAUUAAAUAUCCCUAAGUUCUUGAAACGACAUUAGCAGUUAGCUUGCUGGUGCUUUAAAGACACACAGAUGAACUGGAUACAGAGAAUAGUGUAGAAUGCAGAUGCCGAAAUCCACUUUAUACAAGUUUUUUCGUAGCUCUAUAAGUUGCGUGUAAACUUGACUUUUUGUUUUCUUUAUUAAGCCUCUGCUAAGGAUACACUAUAGCUACACUAAGCACCUUUUUGCUUUAGUACUUAAGUGAACGCUAAAUACACUAUUGCAAAGUGUUAUUUUCCUUGACUGUUAAAUCAUACAUGUAGUUCAGAUUGCAUUGCCUAAGGCCUUCUUGUGAAUUGUACAAAGCUGGCAUUUGUCGGCAUUAUGUAAGCUAAUGUUAGCAUCAUAACGUUAACACAGUUGGUUUUUUGUUCAUAGUGCGCAAUGCCUUCGGUACGCCGUGCGUUUGUGAUUCGUCUGACUCAUCUCGUCAAAACUGCUUAGGACAUAUUUGCCAAACUGCACUUCAGAAAAUAGUGUGACUCAACUGACCUGAAACAUUCAACUGAACCCGGUUCAAAACAAACAACUUUACCUCUACAGACUUUACCUCUCCAGAAUCAGACUAGUUCUUGUGCGUCUUUUGAUGAGACCCACUUAAAAAAACAAAAACUCUCUUACACUGAAAAUAUGCAAAAGUAUAGUUGAUUUAGGAUGCUAUAAGUUUGUUGUUACUGUAAAGGCUUUUCAAAUGAAAGAAAUGCAUUUUAAUGGUAAGCAAACUAAUUCAUUUCGUGAGGUUUUCAUUUCCAAAUGAAUAUAUAUAUAUAUUAAGGAGAACUUUAAAAUGCACAUAAAUAUAUACGUUGACAAAUAAAUUGAUGUAAAAUCUCCUUGCUCAGAGCAAAACAACUAUUUAAUUAAAAAACGAUUAAAAUAUAAAUUAAAUUAAAAUAGACAGUUAUUUAAAUUUAAUUGCGACACAAACGUGUCUUCCAAUUCUCGUCUGUAGCUAAUUGCAAUUUCAGACGACCAGACAAAAAUGUAAUAUGUCUAUUAAAAAAACAACAAUUAUUCUUUCCACAUAAAAAUUCAGGUGCCAUAAUUAUGAAACUUAUUUUUUUCAAGAAUGUGAAUAGAGCUUAGCAUUUUCUGUAUUCAUACUGUAUUCAGCCCAUUUUGAUGUUUCUGUGUUUUUCCUUUUUGUCCUCAAUUCAUUUUUUGAUGUUUUCAGUACAGUAUGUACCAAGGGUUGUUUUGUUAAUGAACCGUCAACAUUGCAAUUUUCAAAAAAAUAAAAUGUUAAACUGGA